Molecule: messenger RNA, 696 nt
Organism: Quercus robur (English oak)
Lineage: Eukaryota; Viridiplantae; Streptophyta; Magnoliopsida; Fagales; Fagaceae
Product: GDSL esterase/lipase At3g48460-like
Exons: 2
Coding region: 1-696 (231 amino acids)
Molecular function (GO): hydrolase activity, acting on ester bonds
Source: RefSeq, a predicted model, not a curated record
AUGGAAAACUCCAAGUACUUGUUUCUUCAAAUUGCAUGCUUCAUCCUCUUGUUAUCCUUGUCUCCUUCAUAUGCUCACAACAAGAGCCAUGAAAGCACGCCACCUCCUGCUGGUUCCCAAGCAAAAUUUGAUUUCAAAGGUUGCUUCAAUAAGGUUUAUGCUUUCGGUGACUCAGACACAGACAUUGGAAAUGCUCACAACUUGGGUGAUCUCAAAUCCUUCAUUAGCACUUUAUUCUCUGACGCUUGGUCCCCAUAUUGCUCAUCAGAGAAUUCAAAGUUAUCUGGUUAUCGACUAUCUAAUGGCCGCUUAGUCAUUGAUUUCCUAUGUGAAGCUCUCAACAUAUCCCACUUGUCAGCCUAUAAAGGCUCUCCCGCAAACUUCUCAGGUGGUGCAAACUUUGCAGUAGCCGGAUCGACGGCUCUUUCAAGUAAUCUCUUUAGUCAUUUCAAUUUCGGUAAUCCCCUUAUGUGGAAACCAAAUCCAGAGAGUAUCUUAACUCAAAUUGAUUGGUUCCAUAAAUUUGUUGGGGAGAGAGAAUGCCAGGGAAAAGAUGAGGCUGCAUGCAAAUCAGAGCUUGGGAAUGCUCUCUUUUGGAUAGGGGCUAUUGGACAAGGGGGCAAAGUUCCUUGUGGUUCAAGGGCUACCACCAAUAGGGUGCCUUCCAUUGCAGUUGGUAACAUCUCCCUCAAAUGA